UGCUUUGUUGUUUUGUGCCACACACAAGUUUCCCCGAAUAACUUGCUAAAAUGAUAAAUUACUAGCCACGGCAGAUAUUUCCCAUUACAUGCCGCAGUCUGCUGCAAAGUCGUGCCGCAGACGCACGUCCUUGGAACUCCACACACUUGCCGCUAUUGAUCGGAACCACCUGUUGGGGCAGAACACUCCCACACAUCAAAACAAAAUACUCGGCCACGUAGUCUUUAGUCAGUCGGUUAAAUAUGCUCCAACGAACCACUAGAAUUUGGACGCUGUGCGUGCAGACGGCUUUGAUAGCCACCUUGGCCAGGGGAUCCGUACAACUCAAGGAUAAUCUCGUGGGGCGCUCGCAGAUAUCCUACAAUCCCAGUGAGCUUUCCGAAUCCCGCUUUCUGGAGUACAGCAAUCUGUCCGAUAAACUGCAUCUAAGGGAGGCCAUCGACAAUAUCUUAAUACCCCGAGUUGUGGGCUCGGGAAACCACAGCAUUGUACGGAAGUAUAUAAGCCAGAGCUUGAGGGAUCUGGACUGGGAUGUGGAGGUGAACAGUUUCCACGACGAAACUCCCAUCAAGGGAAAAUUGCAUUUUCACAACAUCAUAGCCACACUGAAUCCAAACGCAGAGCGUUUCCUGGUGUUGGCCUGCCAUUACGAUAGCAAGUACAUGCCGGGAGUGGAAUUCCUGGGGGCCACCGACUCCGCAGUGCCGUGUGCCAUGCUCCUGAACCUGGCCCAAGUGCUGCAGGAGCAACUUAAGCCCCUCAAGAAAAGCAAACUCAGUUUGAUGCUCUUGUUCUUUGACGGCGAGGAGGCCUUCGAGGAAUGGGGACCCAAGGAUUCCAUUUACGGAGCCCGUCACUUGGCCAAAAAGUGGCACAAGGAAAAGAAACUGGACAGGAUAGAUAUGUUGGUGCUACUGGAUCUUUUAGGAGCCCCCGAUCCAGCUUUCUACAGCUUCUUCGAGAACACCGAGUCCUGGUACAUGCGUAUGCAGUCCGUUGAGACAAGGCUGGCCAAGUUGCAGCUCUUGGAGCGCUAUGCCAACAGUGGAGUUUCCCAGCGCGAUCCCACCCGCUACUUCCAGUCGCAGGCCAUGCGAUCCUCCUACAUCGAGGACGAUCACAUACCCUUCCUGCGGCGAAAUGUACCGGUGCUGCACCUCAUUCCGGUGCCCUUUCCAAGUGUCUGGCAUACGCCGGAUGAUAACGCCAGUGUGAUUGAUUAUGCGACGACGGACAACCUGGCACUGAUUAUACGGCUCUUCGCUUUGGAGUACCUGCUGGGCGGAGGCGAGCACAAGUAGUACAAGUUAUGCCCCCCAGUGAAUCACAAAUGUUCUAUCUAAUUACGGCCUUAUCUAACUGACCUGUCCGAUAUGGGGACAUUGUUAAAUGUUCUUUUACCCGCCGCGGUACCUUGGAGAGGACCCUAUUGUUAACUGACUGUGUGCUUCAAAACUACUUAAGCAGACUUACAAAACACCUAUCCAAAUAUUUUUAUACCCACGUAUUUAUAGUUCAAAGAAAAGAUUGUUUAGCUAAUGACACGUCAAGUUUGAUAUAUUUUUUGUAAUCUUUCGGUUGUAAAUGUUUAAGACUUAUAUAGUACAACAUAUACAUAGUAAAUGUACCUUAAAACAAA
This is a messenger RNA of Drosophila elegans, 1639 nucleotides long. It is a transcript of the gene isoQC, whose product is annotated as glutaminyl-peptide cyclotransferase. The coding region runs from base 243 to 1301 and encodes 352 amino acids. The record is from RefSeq and is a predicted model, not a curated record. Gene Ontology annotation, molecular function: zinc ion binding; glutaminyl-peptide cyclotransferase activity. Lineage: Eukaryota; Metazoa; Arthropoda; Insecta; Diptera; Drosophilidae. The transcript is spliced from 2 exons.